Molecule: messenger RNA, 1529 nt
Organism: Solanum tuberosum (potato)
Lineage: Eukaryota; Viridiplantae; Streptophyta; Magnoliopsida; Solanales; Solanaceae
Product: F-box/FBD/LRR-repeat protein At1g13570-like
Exons: 4
Coding region: 152-1411 (419 amino acids)
Molecular function (GO): protein binding
Source: RefSeq, a predicted model, not a curated record
AAUUGUUAAUUCCCAACACUUGAAUGACCCCUUCACUUUUUUUUUUCUGGGGAAAGUGAAUAGGUCAAGAUUAGUUCAGUGGCCUCUACUCUAUCAUCUCUAUCACCAUAAGCAACUCAGGAGCAGAAGAGGGUUUCUAACUGAGAGCCUGAUGUCUCCUAAUGGCAAAGAAAUUGCGUGUCAAAGUGUAGCUCUGGAUGUACUUAGUAGCCUUCCUGAGAAUGUAAUUCAUGAUAUUCUUAAAUUUUUGCCUUUACGAGAUGUGGUGCGGACAAACAUCUUAUCCACGAAAUGGAGAUAUAAGUGGUGCAGAAUUCCUCAAUUGGAACUCCACAUAGCACCUUGGCUAGUAGAGGACUUGAGAUCUUCUUCAAUUCAAUUUAAUAAAAUUUUAUAUCACCUUUUAACCUUUCAUGCCGGACCAAUUUCUAAGUUUAUCUUCUCCCUUUAUACUAAUGGAAGAGGUCGUCCUGAGCUUGACAAGUUGGUAUAUUUCCUCUCUAGGAAUGGAGUUCAGCAUCUCGAUUUUACAUUCUGUGGGUGUAGCCAAUACAAAAUGCAUUCUUCUUUUUUUACAUGUUCGCAAUUGAGGUAUCUGUCUCUCUCUGGUUGUGAAAUACAGAUUGUUCCUCCUGCCUUUAAAGGAUUUCACAAGUUAAUUAGCCUGAAAUUAUCUGAAGUCACAAUUUCUUCCAUAGUUCUUGAAAGUUUAAUCCCUAAUUGUCCAUUGCUCGAGCAGUUGGUGUGCGAUGGUGUUGCCAUCGAUGACCCUGAAAUUAGUGCUCCCAUGCUGAGAUCCUUUGAAUACAUCGAAGAUGAAGGAUUUAUAUGUUUAAAAAGUGCCCCCUAUCUUGCAAAACUUUCACUUACGCAUAUGAAAUAUCACGUGGGGACAGGAAGUUUUCUUGAGUCUUUCUCUGCUCUUGAACAUCUCAAGUUGAAUCGGUUUAGUCUUAAGUUUGUGGUUGCAGUAGCAAAAAAAGUACCAGCAAGGCUCCCUUUUAAUCUUAAAUGCGUCAAACAUCUUUGCUUAGAUUCGAUUCUUCUGAAGCGAUUGGAUAACGUCUUGUGUGUUCUUUGCUUGUUAAGAAGCUUCCUGCAUCUGCAAUAUUUUGAAAUCCAGGUGAUUGAUGAAGAUGAUGAAAUUCCAGAACUAGAAUGUCUUAAUUUGGAAGCUUUCUCAGAUGUGACAUUUAUUCACCUUAGGGAAGUUAAGCUAAUACAGACUAUAGGCUCAGAGCCUGAGUUGCAGCUUAUCAAGCUUUUGUUGGCCAAGUCUCCCAUGCUGGAGAGAAUGCUAAUUCAACCCUCGAAAACAGGUGGUCAUGCUAGCAGAACAAUCACAAUCCCCAUUGUGCUAAACUCAUUUCGGCGUGCAUCACCUGAAGUACAAGUUGUUUAUAAUUUAUAAUUAUUAUGGUGACUAAUCUGUUUCGUUAUGAAUUUGGUAUUACAAUGUUGUUGACUGAUCAAUGAAAUGAGUCUUACUUCAUGAAGUAUAUAAGAUUUGAUGGUGUUAUCGUCCCCUA